Dermatophagoides pteronyssinus (European house dust mite) is the source of this 962-nucleotide messenger RNA. RefSeq lists its product as uncharacterized. The record is from RefSeq and is a predicted model, not a curated record. NCBI's taxonomy places the organism in Eukaryota, Metazoa, Arthropoda, Arachnida, Sarcoptiformes, Pyroglyphidae.
GUUGAUAUAGAAUCCAUUCAUAGAUAACGUGUUGGGUGCACGUGUGAAAUUGUUCGAUCUUUCGAAAAGCAUUUUUCUUGGGUAUUUUCUUUUUGGAUGUUUUUUUUGAAAUCAAAAUCAUGGUACAUUUAGACGAUGAUGCUUAUUGUUUUCUAUGUAAAAUUCGUUUCAUUACAAGUGAACAAAUCAAAAAACAUUUUAAAGAAAAGCAUUCAAAUUAUCAAUCUGAUGCUUAUCGUUGUUAUGCUUGUGUUUCUUGUCAAUAUGUAAAUUUACGAAAUCUAAUCAGACAUUUUGUAAAUAAACAUUGUCAACCGGAUCGACAAAUAGAAAAUGUUUUGGAUUCGAAUCUAAAUCAAGAUAUGAUAGGUGAUAGAAUGCAUCAGUCAAAUAUUGAUCAAGGUAAUGAACGAAUUGAAAUCGACCAAAGCGAUAUACCUCAAGAUGUAAUAGAUGAUCAAAAUUCGUUGAUUCCUUCAAUUAUGGAUAAUUGUGAACAAAAAUGUGAUAAUAUUUCCGAAUCUGUAUGUGAUAAACCUGUUGUAGUCGAACCUGGCGAAACAAAUCCAGAUAAUUUACCAAGUUUGGCACAAAUUUUCGAAAUUGGUGGCGAAAAAAUUUUGUUUGAAAAAAUUGUCGAAACAAAAUAUGUAUCAUCGGUUGAAAGACAGAAAUUGGUCAAUUGUGUUGGCAUUUUUCUUGCUAAUCAUUAUAAAUCGUUAACGAUUCCAAUCCAAACAUUGAAAUAUUAUGCAAAAGAAUUGAGCAAAAUUAGUCAAGAUACAGAAGAAGAUUAUUUUUGCUAUUGGAUAUCAUCACGAAUUAGAUCGGGAAAAUUAGUCGAACAUCGAAAACCAGUCGGUAGAUUAUAUAAAUUUUUUGAAUAUCGGCGAAGAAAAUACAAACUCGAUGAACAAAAAAAGAAAAAUUAACCCCUUGAAGCUCUCUGUGUGUUUUGUUAA